AUGUACGGCACCGGUACUGGCGCUCAGACGGGCGUGUCGACCCCUCGGUCUUCUGCCUCCCUCCGACCUCUGACCGUCUCGCACGGCACUCUCGAAACCUCUUUCCUCAUCCCUACAAGCCUCCACUUCCACGCCCUACAACUAAAAGACCGCUUCAGUGCGAGUCUCCCACCACCAACCGACGAGCUCGCCCAGGAUGACGAGCCAUCGUCCACCCCUGAGCUCGUCGCCAGGUACAUGGGCUUCAUUGCCCAGGAGGUCGAGAAGGGCGAGGACGACUCCCAGGGCUCCUACGAGGAUGUGCUCAAGCUGAUCCUCAACGAGUUCGAGCGUGCCUUCCUCCGCGGUAACGAUGUCCACGCUUUGGUUUCCACCCUGCCUGGCAUCGACGCAAAGAAGUCAGAAGUCCUCCGAAGCUACUACGCUUCCAGGUCGGUCCUGAACAGGGCCGUCCGCCCCCACCAGUCUGCCCUCUUCCGCGCAUCUGAGGAAGGAGAUGCCUCCAUCUACAACAUUUUUGGUGGCCAGGGCAACAUCGAGGAGUACUUCGAGGAGCUGCGGGAGCUGUGGCAGACCUACCCAUCCUUCGUCGGCGAGCUCAUCAUGACUGCCGCAGAGCAGCUGCAGACCCUCGCCAACAACCCUGCCGCCGAGAAGCUCUUCACCAAGGGCCUGGACAUCAUGAGCUGGCUGCAAAACCCAGAAGCCACCCCGGACGUCGACUACCUGAUCACCGCUCCUGUGAGCUUCCCGUUGAUCGGACUUGUGCAGCUGGCGCACUACGAGGUCACCUGCAAGGCCCUCGGAAUACACCCAGGCACUCUGCGGGAGCGCAUCAGUGGCACCACUGGUCACUCUCAAGGUGUCGUCAUGGCAGCUGCCACUGCCGCGGCCGACUCCUGGGAGACCUGGCCUGAAAUCGUCAGGUCUUCGCUCUCGAUCCUGUUCUGGAUCGGAGCUCGCAGCCAGCAGACUUUCCCCCGAACCUCCAUGACUCCUUCGGUCCUGCAGGACUCGAUCGAGAACGGCGAGGGAACCCCCACGCCCAUGCUGAGCAUCCGUGACCUCUCGCAAGAGCAGGUCCAGACGCACAUCGAUGCCACAAACAAGUACCUGCCCGCCGACCGACACAUCGCCAUUUCUCUUAUCAACAGCCCGCGUAACAUGGUCGUGACUGGACCUCCCAUGUCCUUGUACGGUCUCAACCUGCAGCUCCGGAAAGUAAAGGCCCCUACGGGUCUCGACCAGACGCGGAUUCCGCACACGCAGCGGAAGGUUCGAUUUGUCAACCGCUUCCUGCCCAUCACUGCUCCAUUCCACAGCAAGUACCUGGCCGAGGCAACCGCUCUGAUCGAUGAAGACCUCAAGGAUAUCAAGAUCGACGCCGCGUCCCUCGCAAUCCCCGUCUACGACACCAACACUGGCAAGGACAUUCGCGAGGAAGUCAAGGGCAACGUCGUGCCAACAUUGAUUCGCCUGAUCACGCGCGAUACCGUGAACUGGGAGAAGGCGACAGUCUUCGAGAACGCGACACACGUGCUGGAUUUCGGCCCGGGUGGUGUUUCUGGCCUCGGCAUCCUCACCAGCCGUAACAAGGAGGGCAGCGGUGUCCGCGUCAUUCUUGCUGGCACCGUCAGCGGCUCAGCCAACGACGUCGGCUACAAGCCCGAGAUCUUUGACCGUGACGAGGAGCAUGCUGUCAAGUAUGCCAUCGACUGGGUUAAAGAGUACGGCCCAAGGCUGAUCAAGAACUCCAACGGCCAGACCUUUGUGGACACAAAGAUGAGCAGGCUGUUGGGCAUUCCCCCGGUCAUGGUUGCCGGUAUGACUCCCUGUACGGUGCCAUGGGACUUCGUGGCUGCCACGAUGCAGGCUGGAUACCACAUUGAGCUGGCCGGAGGUGGUUACUUCGACCCCGGCAUGAUGACUGCGGCGCUCCGCAAAAUCGAGGGGGCCAUCCCUGCUGGUCGCGGUAUUGGCGUCAACCUCAUUUACGUGAACCCAAGAGCCAUGGCCUGGCAGAUCCCCAUGCUCGGCAAGUUGCGUGCCGAGGGUGUGCCAAUUGAGGGUCUUACAAUUGGGGCUGGUGUCCCUUCCAUCGAGGUUGCUCAAGAGUACAUUGAGACUCUGGGUCUGAAGCACAUUUCCUUCAAGCCUGGCUCUUCUGAAGCCAUCCAGGCCGUCAUCAACAUCGCGAAGGCAAACCCCACAUUCCCUGUGAUGCUUCAGUGGACCGGUGGUCGUGGCGGUGGUCACCACUCGUUUGAGGACUUCCACCACCCCAUCCUGCAGAUGUAUGGCAGGAUUCGUCGCCAGGAGAACAUCAUCCUCGUUGCGGGCAGUGGCUUCGGCGGUGCCGAAGACACUUACCCUUACAUCACCGGAGAGUGGUCAAAGAAGUUUGGCUACCCCCCGAUGCCCUACGAUGGAUGUCUCUUUGGUAGCAGAAUGAUGGUGGCCAAGGAGGCGAAGACGAGCCCUGACGCCAAGAAGGCCAUUGUUGAAGCCGAAGGUGUUGAGGACAGCGAGUGGGAGAAGACAUACGAGAAACCCACCGGUGGUGUUCUCACGGUCCGCUCUGAGAUGGGCGAGCCCAUCCACAAGCUUGCCACCCGUGGUGUUAGGUUCUGGGCUGAGAUGGACAAGAGGAUCUUCACUCUGCCCAAGGAGAAGCGGGUCCCCGAACUCAAGAAGAACCGCUCUUACAUCAUCAAGAAGCUCAAUGAGGACUUCCAGAAAGUCUGGUUCGGCAAGAACGCGGCUGGUGAGGCGGUCGAUCUCGACGACAUGACCUACGGUGAGGUCGUGCGCAGACUGGUCGAGCUGCUGUACGUGAAGCACCAAUCUCGCUGGAUCGAUCCCACCUUCACCAAGAUGACCGGAGACUUCAUCCACCGUGUGGAGGAGCGCUUCACGUCUACACCAGGCAAACCCUCGCUUCUGCAGAGCUACUCCGAGCUGGCCGAGCCGUACUCUGCUGUCGAGAAGAUCCUGUCGCACUACCCUGAGGCCGACAAGCAGAUCAUCAACGCCCAGGAUGUCCAGUACUUCCUGAACCUGUGCAUGAACCCCUUCCAGAAGCCAGUCACCUUCGUGCCAGUCUUCGACGAUAACUUCGAGUUCUACUUCAAGAAGGAUUCUCUCUGGCAGUCCGAGGACUUGGAUGCCGUCAUGGAUCAAGACGUCGGCCGGACGUGUAUCCUGCAAGGACCUACCGCGGUCAAGUACUCCAAGGUUGCCGACGAGCCUAUCAAGUCGAUCCUCGACGGCAUCCACAAUGGCCACAUCAGCUACCUGACCCGCGACAUGUACGGUAAUGACGAGACCAAGAUCCCUGUCGUUGAGUACUUCGGUGGCAAGCUCGUUGACUCCGAGAUUCCUAUCGACUCCGAGGGUGUUACUGUGUCAUAUGAUAACAACAAGAACACAUACCGCGUGUCGAACUCUCCCACGGCAGUCCUGCCUUCGAUCGAGGACUGGCUUGCGCUUCUCGCCGGGCCCAAGCGUUCUUGGCGACAUGCUCUGCUCCUGUCUGAGGUCGUUGUCCAAGGCCGGAAGUACCAGACGAACCCCAUGAAGCGCAUCUUUGCGCCAGCUCGGGGAUUGUAUGUUGAGAUCCUGUACCCCAACACUCCGGAGAAGACGACCAUUGUUGUCAAGGAGCAGCCCCGCCACAACCAGUAUGUGAACGUCAUUGAGGUCAAGAUGGAGGCAAACAACAAGAUUGUCGUCAACAUGGUUAAGGACACCACGGCCCUCGGCAAACCCGUCUCGCUACCUCUCGAGUUCAUCUACCACCCUGAGGCUGGUUACGCACCCAUCCACGAAGUCAUGGAGGGACGCAAUGACCGCAUCAAGGAGUUCUACUGGCGAGCGUGGUUCGGCGACGAGAAGUUGGACCUCGACGCCCUUGUUACUGGCAGGUUCGAUGGUGGCAAGGCAACCGUCACCAGCGAGGCCAUCAACGACUUCGCUCAUGCUGUCGGCAACCACGGCGAGGCUUUCAUUGACCGACCAGGCAAGAUCAUGUAUGCGCCAAUGGACUUCGCCAUUGUCGUCGGCUGGAAGGCUAUCACCAAGCCCAUCUUCCCCCGCACCAUCGACGGUGACUUGCUGAAGCUUGUCCACCUUUCGAACGAGUUCCGCAUGUUGCCUGGCGCCGAACCUCUCAAGAAGGGCGACCAGCUUACGACCACUGCUCGCGUUAAUGCUGUGAUUAACCAGGAGUCUGGGAAGAUGGUCGAGGUCUGCGGCACCAUCGAGCGUGACGGUGAGGACGUCAUGGAGGUGACAUCUCAGUUCUUGUACCGUGGUAACUACACCGAUUUCGAGAACACCUUCCAGCGCAAGACCGAGACGCCGAUGCAGAUGCACCUUGCUACUCCCAAGGAUGUCGCUGUGCUGAAGUCCAAGGAGUGGUUCCAGGUCGAUGACAAGGCCCUUAACCUGGACCUGCUCGGCAAGGUCCUGAUUUUCCGUCUGGAGUCCCUCGUGCGUUACAAGACCAAGACCACCUACAGCAGCGUCGAGACCCGCGGCCAGGUUGUCCUUGAGCUCCCGACAAAGGAGAUCGUGCAGGUUGCAUCUGUUGACUAUUCCUCGGGCGUGUCGCAUGGCAACCCAGUCAUCGACUAUCUGCAGCGCAAUGGCGCAUCUAUCGAGCAGCCCGUCAUGUUCGAGAACCCGAUUCCUCUCAGCGGUAAGACCCCUCUGCAGCUCAGAGCCCCAGCGUCCAACGAGGGAUAUGCUCGUGUGUCUGGUGACUACAACCCCAUCCACGUCUCGCGAGUCUUCGCCACCUAUGCCAACCUGCCUGGCACCAUCACACACGGCAUGUACUCCAGCGCUGCUGUGCGAAGUCUGGUAGAGACCUGGGCAGCCGAGAACAACGUGGGCCGUGUCCGAAGCUUCCACGCCUCCCUCGUUGGCAUGGUGCUGCCCAACGAUGAGAUCCAGGUCAAGAUGCAGCAUGUGGGCAUGGUGGCUGGACGCAAGAUCGUCAAGGUCGAGGCCAGCAACAAGGAGACCGAGGAGAAGGUCCUCCUUGGUGAGGCCGAGGUCGAGCAGCCUGUGACCGCCUACGUCUUCACCGGCCAAGGCUCCCAGGAGCAGGGCAUGGGUAUGGAUCUGUACAACAGCAGUGACGUGGCCAAGGAAGUCUGGGACCGCGCGGACAAGUACCUCAUGGACACUUAUGGCUUCGCCAUCACCAACAUCGUGAAGAACAACCCCAAGGAGCUCACGAUCCACUUUGGUGGCCCGCGUGGAAAGGCCAUCCGGGCCAACUACAUGGCGAUGACCUUCGAGACGGUGGCAGCAGACGGCACCAUCAAGUCUGAGCGUAUCUUCAAGGAGAUCAACGAGAGCACCCCAUCUUACACGUACAAGUCGCCCAGCGGUCUUCUGUCGGCCACCCAGUUCACACAGCCUGCCCUGACACUGAUGGAGAAGGCAUCCUUCGAGGACAUGAAGGCCAAGGGUCUUGUUCCCCGCGACAACACCUUUGCCGGACACUCCCUGGGCGAGUACAGCGCCCUCGCGGCGCUGGCCGAGGUCAUGCCAAUCGAGUCCCUGGUAUCGGUCGUCUUCUACCGUGGUCUGACGAUGCAGGUCGCUGUGGAGCGUGAUGCCUCGGGCCGCUCCAACUACUCCAUGUGCGCUGUCAACCCCAGCCGUAUCUCCAACACGUUCAACGAGGACGCCCUGCGUUUCGUUGUUGCCAAUGUUGCCGAGGCGACUGGCUGGCUGCUGGAGAUUGUCAACUUCAACAUCGCCAACAUGCAGUACGUGUGUGCUGGUGACCUCCGUGCCCUGGACACGCUAGGAUUUGUGUGCAACUACCUCAAGGUGCAGAAGAUCAACAUCGAGAAGAUGAUGGGCGAGAUGUCGAUCGAUGAGGUGAAGGGCCACCUGGUGCAGAUCAUCCAGGAGGGUGCAUCGCAGACGGAGAAGAAGCCCAAGCCGCUGGAGCUCGAGAGGGGAUUCGCCACGAUCCCGCUCAAGGGCAUCGACGUGCCAUUCCACUCGACCUUCCUGCGCAGCGGUGUCAAGCCCUUCCGGUCCUUCCUGCUCAAGAAGAUCAACAAGACCACCAUCGACCCGUCGAAGCUGGUGGGCAAGUACAUCCCCAACGUCACGGCCAAGCCAUUUGCCCUGACCAAGGAGUACUUUGAGGACGUGUACAAGCUGACCAAUUCGCCCCGCAUUGCCAACGUGCUGGCGAACUGGGAUUCGUACCAAGGUGAUGGCACCGGACCGGUCGAGGGUGUCAACGGCGCCACGGCUGUUAAUGGCAGCAACGGGAUCAACGGCACCAACGGUGUGCACGCGGAGUAG
Messenger RNA from Diaporthe batatas, 6336 nucleotides. RefSeq names its product tetrafunctional fatty acid synthase subunit FAS1. Lineage: Eukaryota; Fungi; Ascomycota; Sordariomycetes; Diaporthales; Diaporthaceae. The transcript is spliced from 2 exons. Gene Ontology annotation, biological process: long-chain fatty acid biosynthetic process. Gene Ontology annotation, molecular function: enoyl-[acyl-carrier-protein] reductase (NADH) activity; [acyl-carrier-protein] S-malonyltransferase activity; fatty acid synthase activity. The record is from RefSeq and is a predicted model, not a curated record. The coding region runs from base 1 to 6336 and encodes 2111 amino acids. Gene Ontology annotation, cellular component: fatty acid synthase complex.